GCUCGAUGAUCACAUGUGCGUUUAGUGAUUUGAAGAAAAUGUAAAGAGAUAUCGCUAAUUGGUGGAUAUAUUACGAAUCCAAGAUGCAGUUCGUCAUAAUUAUUUUAAAUAAAGGAAUUUGAGAGAAAUUGUCUUAAGGAGAAAACGUUCUCUCUUUCCGGACUUUUAUUUGAGGUUUGAAUGGCAAGUGCGGUAAACAUUGUUAAUGUUUUUCCGUGUAAUUUAUCGUAACUUUUCUUUGUAUGCGCGCUUUAGUUUUCAUUUUACAAGCUGAUACAUUUGCCCAAAUUCGUUUAAAAAUGGUGCCACUUGGACCAUCACCAGGGCAUCAAACGUCUGUCAACAACACUACAACUGCUCCUGCCACUGGAACUAAAAGUAGCUCAACAUUGAAACCGAAUUACACUCUGAAAUACACAUUGGCAGGUCACACGAAAGCAGUUUCUUCUGUAAAAUUUAGUCCUAAUGGAGAAUGGCUUGCGAGUUCUUCUGCAGAUAAAUUAAUCAAAAUAUGGGGAUCCUAUGAUGGAAAAUUUGAAAAAACAAUAUCAGGUCAUAAAUUAGGUAUUUCGGAUGUUGCAUGGUCCAGUGAUAGUAGAUUAUUAGUAUCUGCUUCGGAUGAUAAAACUUUAAAAAUAUGGGAAUUAAGCUCCGGAAAAUGUUUAAAAACUUUGAAAGGUCACAGCAACUAUGUUUUUUGUUGUAAUUUUAAUCCACAGUCAAAUCUAAUAGUUUCUGGUUCUUUCGACGAAAGUGUUCGAAUAUGGGAUGUUAGAACUGGAAAAUGCCUAAAAACGUUACCCGCUCAUUCGGAUCCUGUAAGUGCUGUUCACUUUAACAGAGACGGAUCAUUAAUUGUGUCCAGCAGUUACGACGGAUUAUGUCGAAUUUGGGAUACAGCAUCUGGCCAGUGCUUGAAGACUUUAAUAGACGACGAUAAUCCUCCUGUAUCUUUCGUAAAGUUUUCACCAAAUGGAAAAUACAUUUUAGCAGCAACGUUAGACAAUACGUUAAAGCUUUGGGACUAUAGUAAGGGAAAAUGUUUAAAAACUUAUACAGGGCAUAAAAACGAAAAAUAUUGUAUCUUUGCAAAUUUUUCGGUUACCGGAGGAAAGUGGAUUGUUUCGGGUUCCGAAGACAAUAUGGUAUAUAUAUGGAAUUUGCAGACCAAGGAAAUUGUUCAAAAACUGCAAGGUCACACAGAUGUUGUACUGUGCACGACGUGUCAUCCGACGGAUAACAUUAUAGCUUCAGCUGCACUUGAAAACGAUAAAACUAUCAAAUUGUGGAAAAGUGACACGUAG
Messenger RNA from Habropoda laboriosa, 1304 nucleotides. RefSeq names its product protein will die slowly (gene wds). Gene Ontology annotation, molecular function: histone binding. Gene Ontology annotation, cellular component: Set1C/COMPASS complex. NCBI's taxonomy places the organism in Eukaryota, Metazoa, Arthropoda, Insecta, Hymenoptera, Apidae. Bases 243 to 1304 code for a protein of 353 amino acids. The record is from RefSeq and is a predicted model, not a curated record. The transcript has 8 exons.